AUGCUCCCUGUACUGAGGAGCAGAUGCAGCAGCACUUCAGGGGUCCCUCGCUGCCAGCUGCUCGGCAGUAGCAGCAGCAGCAGCAGCGAAGGCAAUAGUAGCAGCAGAAGCUGCCACAGCAGCGGCGAUAUAAGCAGCACAAACAGCAGCGGCAGCUGCUGCCACUGCUGCAGCAGCGGCUCAAGCUGCAAAAGCAGCAACUACGUCUUCAACAACAAUGUAAGCAUUAACAGAUGCUCCAGCAGCAGCAGCAGCAGCAACAGCAGCAGCAACAGCAGCAGCAGCAGCAGCAGCAGCCGCAGCGGGACCCACCGGACCUAUGCGGACAGAGCCUGCAGCAGCAGCAGCAGCAACAACAACAACAGCAGCAACAACAAAAACAAACACAGGGAAGAUCCACCUGACCCAUGCACAAUUGAUCACUAUGGCAGCAGCAAUGCUAGCAGCAGCAGCAGAUGCAGCAGCAGCGGCAGUAGAUGCGGCAGCAGCAGCAGCAGCAGAUGCAGCAAAUGCAGGCGACGCUCCAGCAAUAGCUGCCGCAGAAGCAGCUGCAGGCGAGACCGCAGCAGCAGUAGCAGCAGCAGCAGCGGCGGCGGCCACCGCGAAAUUCCGCGCCACAGCAGCACAGGCAGAGGUGGAGAAAUAAACAGCGGCAGCAGCAGCAGCAGCAGCAGCGACAGCAGCGACAGCAGCACGGAGAGCAGCAGCUGCAGCAGCCACUGCAGCAGCAACGACACCUCUGCGGCAAACUGCGUGGCGGAGAGCCCGCAAUUUGUAAACCGUCUAAAAGAAUGCAGCAGCAGCCGCAGCAGCAGCAGCAGCAGCGGCAGCGGCUUGGCCAUAGGGAGCAGCAACAACACACACAGCAGCAGCAGCAGCAGCAGCAGCAUUCCUGAGCUGGCGCUGCUGCUUGCUUCUCAGUUCUUUUGCGUGGGGGACCUGUGCAGCUGCUGCUUGGUGUGCCGCGAGUGGUAUGUGCUGCUGGCGCAGCAGCAGCAGCAGCAGUGGCGGCUGCUGCUGCUGCAGCAGUUUGGAGUUAAAUAUGAAAACUAUUUUAAGUACCGCCUCGGCUGGAGCUGGAGACUGGCCUUUGCCAAAGCAGCAAGUUUCGUCAGAAACAUCAAGCAGGCGAAGUACCGGCACACAAGCUACAAGGAGCUGCUGCGGCCCUCGCUGCCUCGGGCCCGCGUGCGCAGUUUGGCACUUUGCUGCUGCUGCUGCUGCUUCUUGUGGGAGGACGGGGUGUACAUACACCUGGUGCACCUGCAGCAGCAGCGGGAGAUGUGGCGCGCCGAGGCCAACAAGCCAGUGGACCACCUGCUGCCCCGCUGCAGCAGCAGCAGCAGCAGCAGCAGCAGCUGGGAGGAGGAAAAGGAGCCUCGGGCCUGCUUAGUGGCAACAGCAACAAAAGCAGUGGUGCUGAAGCGGGGAGUGCUGCGGGGGUACAAUUUGCUGGACGGGCAGCUUGCUGCUGCUGCGCUGCUGCCAGCAGCAGCAGCAGCAGCAAAACACCAGGACUUCCCACUAGAUGUUUCCCUCAGAAAUCUGCAGCUAACUGUUUUGGCUGGCAGCUCUUUGUAUGUCUUUGACUCCCACACUCUCAGGUGUCUGUACACCGUGGUGCACACCCAGAGCCCUGCUGCUGCUGCUGCUGCUGCUGCUGCUGCUGCGCCGCCCAGGCACUUCGCCUUCAACAGACCCCCAGCAGCAGCAGCAGCAGCAGCAGCAGCGCCAGAAGAAGCAGCGCAGGACUUGGACUUCCUCUGGGCGGGCUAUGUAGACUCCCCCACUGCCUACAGCUGCAGCAGCAGCGGCGUGGUUAGCGGCAGCAGCAGCAGCUGCUGCAGCACUUGCAGCAGCCGCUGCAGCAGCUGCAGCACCAAACUGUUCAUACCGAAGCUGCCAGCAAACGCUCCAGCCUCUCUGCUGCUGCAGGAAGCACGCGCGAUGCAGCAGCAGCAGCAGCAGCAGCAGGACUCUCCGCCGGCCCCCUUCUGCUGCGGCCUCCGCAGCAACAGCAUUUUUGCUGCUGCAGUGCAGCAGCAGCACCGGCUCAUUCGCCGCAGCAAGCAUCUUGUCACCUGGCUCAGGCGCAGCUGCAGCACCAUCAAAAUAUGGGCAGUGGCAGACGGUGAG
This is a messenger RNA of Eimeria tenella, 2136 nucleotides long. RefSeq lists its product as uncharacterized. Gene Ontology annotation, biological process: membrane organization; cell projection assembly. The annotation marks the transcript as partial. Lineage: Eukaryota; Apicomplexa; Conoidasida; Eucoccidiorida; Eimeriidae. Gene Ontology annotation, cellular component: actin cytoskeleton; cytoplasmic side of plasma membrane. The record is from RefSeq and is a predicted model, not a curated record. The transcript is spliced from 2 exons. Gene Ontology annotation, molecular function: phospholipid binding; actin binding.